GAGAUGUCUUUCGUGUGCGGAAUCAGUGGUGAACUGACCGAAGACCCAGUCGUCUCUCAAGUCUCAGGGCACAUCUUUGAUCGUCGGCUGAUCGUUAAAUUCAUUGCCGAAAACGGAACAGAUCCGAUCAGCCAUGGAGAGCUUUCUGAAGACCAGCUCGUUUCAUUGAAAAGUGGCGGCACUGGAUCAGCACCACGCAAUGUCUCUGGAACAUCCAUCCCAUCUCUACUAAAAAUGCUUCAAGACGAGUGGGAUACAGUAAUGCUCAACAGCUUCUCUCUCCGACAACAACUCCAAAUUGCUCGUCAAGAACUUUCUCACUCUCUGUACCAACACGAUGCCGCUUGUCGUGUUAUUUCCCGCCUCUCCAAAGAAUUGACCGCUGCUAGAGAAGCAUUGUCUACUUUGAAACCACACACAUCGGCGAAAGUUGACGAUGAUGUCAGCAUUGACGAGUCUGAAGAUCAACAAGGUCUUAGUGAGGCAAUUCUGGCAAAACUUGAAGAGAAAUCAAAGAGUCUGACUGCUGAACGUAAACAACGAGGAAAAAAUCUUCCUGAAGGACUUGCCAAAACAGAAGAGCUCGCCGAGCUGAAACAGACAGCAUCUCACACUGGAAUUCAUUCGACUGGAACUCCUGGAAUUACUGCAUUGGAUAUCAAGGGAAAUUUGUCACUUACCGGAGGAAUUGAUAAAACCGUUGUCUUGUAUGACUAUGAAAAGGAACAGGUUAUGCAAACAUUCAAGGGGCAUAACAAGAAGAUCAACGCAGUUGUUUUGCAUCCGGAUAAUAUUACUGCAAUCUCUGCUUCUGCUGAUUCACAUAUUAGAGUCUGGAGUGCAACUGAUUCGUCUUCGAAGGCUAUUAUUGAUGUCCAUCAGGCACCCGUUACAGAUAUCUCCCUCAAUGCAUCCGGUGAUUACAUUCUCUCCGCUUCUGAUGAUUCUUACUGGGCAUUCUCCGACAUUCGUUCCGGAAAAUCGCUUUGCAAGGUUUCAGUUGAACCAGGAUCACAAAUUGCCGUUCAUUCCAUCGAGUUCCAUCCUGAUGGUCUUAUUUUUGGAACUGGAGCUGCGGAUGCCGUUGUGAAGAUUUGGGAUUUGAAGAAUCAAACCGUGGCUGCUGCAUUCCCGGGACAUACUGCUGCCGUUCGUUCGAUUGCGUUUUCUGAAAACGGAUAUUAUUUGGCUACGGGAUCAGAGGAUGGAGAGGUCAAAUUAUGGGAUCUUAGAAAAUUGAAGAAUCUGAAAACUUUCGCUAACGAAGAGAAACAACCGAUCAACUCCCUGUCCUUCGACAUGACUGGAACAUUCCUAGGAAUUGGUGGCCAAAAAGUUCAAGUUUUGCAUGUGAAGAGCUGGAGUGAAGUUGUAUCACUUUCUGAUCAUUCUGGACCAGUCACUGGAGUUAGAUUCGGAGAAAAUGCUCGUUCAUUGGUGACGUGUUCAUUGGAUAAGAGUCUCCGAGUAUUCUCUUUCUAAUUGUUUUUAUUACCAUUUAUUACUAAGUUAUUCAAAAUUUCACCACAUUUUUCCCGUUUCGUUUCCUUGUUUUUUUUGUAUUCCGGAUUGUUCAGUCAAGUUGAAAAUAUUCCCAUCUAUAGAAAAGCUGACAAACUAUUAUUCUUUCUCCAUCUCUCGUUACCAUAUAUUAUCGAUUCCAAAAAUUCUCCUUUUCACUGUGAAUCAACAAAAAAAAAAGAGUUGAUUGGCUGUCUUCCUGUGGUGAGAUCUCUUUCUAUUUUUAUCUAUUGGAUUUUAUUUUGUUCACAUUUAUCUUUUUAACAGUUCAACUUUUCUCCAGAUUCCCCAAAUUUUAUUCAUUUCAUUCAAAAAUGAUCUGCAGCCAAUCUCCUCCGCUUCUAUCCCAUUCAUCUAUUCUUUUAUUAAAAGUAAUUUAUGCAA
Molecule: messenger RNA, 1905 nt
Organism: Caenorhabditis elegans
Lineage: Eukaryota; Metazoa; Nematoda; Chromadorea; Rhabditida; Rhabditidae
Gene: prp-19
Product: Pre-mRNA-processing factor 19
Exons: 4
Coding region: 4-1482 (492 amino acids)
Biological process (GO): mRNA splicing, via spliceosome; protein ubiquitination
Cellular component (GO): nucleoplasm; nucleus; Prp19 complex
Molecular function (GO): ubiquitin-protein transferase activity; ubiquitin protein ligase activity
Source: RefSeq, marked reviewed